GCCCCGCUGCAGUGCGGCCGCCGAUGGAUGCUGCGCGGUCGCGCUGCCAUUUGCAGCCGCCGCGGCUCGCAGCGCGCCCCGCGGCCCCGGGAGCCGCGGUCCCCCGGCCGCCGCCGCCCCCCAGCGCCUGCAGCCGCCGGCCGGCUCUCCCCUGCCCCCGCCUCCUCCUCCUUCUCGGCCCCGCUGCCCCGCCGCAAUGAACCCCCCCGCCGCGGCCGGCGGGGAGGAGACGGGGGCGGCGGGCGGCGGCGGCUGCCGGGGGGCCGAGGGUGGCGGGGAGGCGGCGGGCGCCGCCGGGAUCCCGGAGGAGCAGGGGCUGUCGGCGGCGGACGAGUCGCUGGAGGAGAAGCUGCGGAGCCUCACCUUCAGGAAGCAGGUGUCCUACAGGAAAGCAAUCUCCAGGUCAGGCCUCCAGCACCUGGCUCCUGUGCAUUCCCUCAACAUUCCAGUCACCAAUGGACCUGUGAAGGAACCAAGAGCGGCCUUAGAGUGGACUGAGAAUGCUGUGAAUGGAGAGCAUCUGUGGCUAGAGACAAAUGUUUCUGGGGACCUCUGCUACCUGGGGGAGGAGAGCUGCCAAGUCAAAUUCUCAAAGUCUGCCCUGCGGAGGAAGUGUGCUGCCUGCAAGAUCGUGGUCCACAAUGCCUGCAUGGAGCAGUUAGAGAAGAUUAAUUUUCGCUGCAAACCAACUUUCCGAGAAGGAGGAUCCAGAUCUCCAAGAGAAAACUUUGUGCGGCAUCACUGGGUGCACCGGCGGAGGCAGGAGGGCAAAUGUAAGCAGUGUGGAAAGGGCUUUCAGCAGAAAUUCUCCUUCCACAGUAAAGAGAUUGUGGCCAUCAGUUGUUCCUGGUGCAAGCUGGCGUUUCAUAACAAAGUCACCUGUUUCAUGCUACAUCACAUUGAGGAGCCAUGUUCCCUGGGGGCUCAUGCUGCUGUCAUUGUGCCUCCCACCUGGAUCAUUAAGGUGAAGAAACCUCAGGUGGUCUCCAUACCAGGAGACGAGCCUGAUUGGGCAGGAGACUGGAGCCCCGAAGGGGAAAUGGGCGUCUCCUACCCCUUUUGGGAGGGUUGGCAGAACUCCUUAAAGACUUCAACAAGGCGAAAGAAGAGAACAUCCUUUAAAAGAAAAGCCAGCAAAAGAGGAAAUGAAGAUAACAAAGGCCGGCCUUUUGUGAUAAAACCUAUCUCCUCUCCACUCAUGAAACCACUGCUGGUUUUUGUCAAUCCAAAAAGUGGAGGGAAUCAGGGCACCAAGGUUCUCCAAAUGUUUAUGUGGUAUUUGAAUCCACGCCAGGUCUUUGAUCUCUCUCAGGAAGGGCCAAGAGAUGCGCUGGAGCUGUACAGAAAAGUGCCGAACCUGCGGAUCCUGGCAUGUGGUGGGGAUGGGACGGUGGGCUGGAUCCUGUCCAUCCUUGAUGAGCUGCAACUCAGCCCCCCACCUCCUGUGGCUGUCCUUCCACUUGGCACUGGGAAUGACCUUGCCCGCACCCUCAACUGGGGUGGGGGUUACACAGAUGAGCCAGUGUCUAAGAUCCUGUGCCAUGUAGAAGAUGGAACCAUUGUCCAGCUGGACCGUUGGAAUCUUCAGGUUGAGCGCAACCCUGAUUUGCCCCAGGAUGAGCUGGAGGAUGGGGCACGUAAGCUUCCCCUAAAUGUCUUCAAUAAUUACUUCAGUCUUGGAUUUGAUGCACACGUUACGCUGGAGUUCCAUGAAUCCAGAGAAGCAAAUCCAGAGAAAUUCAACAGCCGAUUUAGAAAUAAAAUGUUUUAUGCUGGGGCAGCCUUUACAGACUUUCUGCAAAGAAGCUCGAGAGAUUUAUCCAAACAUGUUAAAGUUGUGUGUGAUGGUACAGACCUGACUCCAAAGAUCCAGGAGCUGAAGUUCCAGUGUAUAGUGUUUUUAAACAUACCCAGGUAUUGUGCUGGCACAAUGCCCUGGGGGAACCCUGGUGACCACAGAGACUUUGAGCCCCAGCGUCACGACGAUGGCUACAUCGAAGUCAUUGGGUUCACCAUGGCCUCGCUGGCUGCUCUCCAGGUGGGUGGCCACGGAGAGCGGUUGCACCAGUGCCGGGAGGUGACGCUUUUGACGUACAAGUCUAUCCCCAUGCAAGUGGACGGCGAGCCCUGUCGGCUGGCUCCCUCCCUCAUCCGCAUCUCCCUGAGGAACCAAGCCAACAUGGUGCAGAAAAGCAAGAGGAGAACGUCCAUGCCUUUGCUGAAUGAUAUCCAUAAAGUGCAGUCUGCUGACCUGAGGAGAGUCUCGGCUCCCCCUGAUUCCUUCACUGUUCCUCAUUCCAUCCCAGAUCGCCUGCGGAUCAGAGUGAACAGGAUUAAUUUACAAGAAUAUGAGGGGCUACAUUACGACAAAGAAAAACUCCGGGAAGCUUCCAUUCCACUAGGGAUCAUAGUUGUACGAGGAGAUUGUGACUUGGAGACUUGUCGUAUGUACAUUGACCGUCUACAAGAGGACCUACAGUCAGUAACCUCUACGACACAAAGAGUUCAUUACCAGGACCAGGAAAGCUCUUUCCCCAGAGUACUUUCUGUUCAGAGGCUCUCUCCUAGAUGGUGCUUUCUAGAUGCAACUUCUGCUGAUCGUUUUUACCGCAUUGACAGAUCUCAGGAACAUUUGCACUUUGUGACGGAAAUUUCGCAGGACGAGAUUUUUAUUCUGGACCCAGAGAUGGUAAUGUCUCAGCAGGUGGGGACGCCACCAGGAAUGCCUGACCUGGUAGUGGAGCAGGCAACUGGAAUAUCGGAGCGGUGGAACCCUGCGGUUCGGAAGAGGAUGCUGAGUGACAGCGGCCUUGGAAAGAUUUCUCCCCACUACGAGGUACCUGACAAACAAAAGGACGCCAGCCAGACACAUAUGCUGCAGUCACCGGUUUCUUCAGAAGAUCAAGCACUUUUACAGGCAGUCAUAUCUGGUGAUGUACUGAAGUUCAUAGAAUGUUGUAAAAAAGGAGCCAAUUUGUUAAUCCAAGGACCUGAUCACUGCUCCUUAUUGCACCACGCAGCCAAGACUGGGAAUGGCGAGAUAGUGAAAUACAUCCUGGAGCAUGGUCCAUCUGAAUUACUGGACAUGACAGACAGUGAAACGGGUGAGACAGCACUACAUAAGGCAGCCUGCCAGCGCCACCGCGCCGUCUGCCAGCUCCUGGUGGAUGCGGGAGCCUCUCUGAGGAAGACAGAUUCCAAGGGUAAGACCCCUCGGGACAGGGCUCAGCAAGCUGGUGAUCCAGACCUGGCCUCCUACCUGGAGAGUCGACAAAACUAUCAAAUGGUUUCCCACGAGGACCUAGAGACAGCAGUCUGAUGCCUGAAAGCAUCUGAGAGGAUCCCUGGAAAUCUCGAGACCGCACCUGAGGCACUCGGGCAUUGUGUGAGGAAGAAACUGAUGGAACCCACAUGUCUCUCACUCUCGAGGAAAAUACCUGAAGACAUGCCACCAGUUUCUAAGGGCUACUGAGUCUUGCCACGGAACGCUUGUGUUCCAUAAGUUAGCCCAUGAUGGAUGAGGUGGGACACUCAAAGGUCUGUGGAAUCCAUAGGCCACAAAAAUUUACCUUUAUUGCUUCCAGCAAGUAGCAUGAACUUCUCCCAUGGUCAUCCGUAUAAUUUAUUUAAAAAAAAAAAAAAAAAGGAAAGAGUAAAGAGGGUGUGGGGGAACAAAAUCCAAACUAACUGGUACAUUAAGCCACCCAACCAGGCUGUCCUCCAUCCUUACAGUUACUGCAUUGCUUUUAUUCUCCUGUUCCCCUCACUUCUCAUCAGUUAAAUAUUACCUGUUAUCUCUGUGUUGUCUUCACAAAUGGUCAGGCAGUAGCAAAAUGUCUGAGGAGCUCUGGAUGCCCUUUAAAAAUAUCCAGUGUGUUUGUCAGCUACAUUCCCUCCCCUGCCAUCCUCUUGGAAGCUGUGUUGCCAGCACUCAGCCCCCACGGAGUUUCCUUGCUUUUGGAGAGGAUGCUAUUUAUUGCCUUGUUUCCCAGGGUUUGGGGCAUGAUCAGAUUUACAGCAGUGACAAAACCCAACCUCAUCGUUGCUGGGCAUGAGGUUAUGGUAUCCUCACGAGACAGGCAUUUGCAUGGAAAGGAGCUCUAUGGGAUACACCAUGCUGAAUGGCAGAGCAGGAAGUCGCCAGGAGGGUUUCUCAUAUCACUUUUAUGCCUGUAAUGGCUGACUCAGUUCUUCUCAGGUUUCAGGCCUGCCUAGAAGUUGAUAUCUUCUUUAGUUCUUUACUUGUGAAAAUAUGGGUUUUACCCUAGGGAGAGAUUUGUGCAAGACUGAGGGAAUUCUGAUGGACUCAAUGACAGACCUAGUCCCCUUUGCAGCACAGCCAGAGGGAGGAAGGAGACCUGGAACAUCAGCAGCCAGCCUGGGCUCAUUGCUGCCACCAAACAAAUGGGCACUGGCCUGGUCACAUUGGGAAUGGAAAAACCUUAUUUGACUGAACCUGUAAACUAUCUGAUUUUUCAAGGGAACCAAGUUUUGGGGGGAGUCUGUGGAAGUCUGUCCCUGGAGGAAGACAAGCAGCAGCUCAUUGCCUUCUUGCCCACAAUAGGUUUGAAAUGUAAAGCUUAGCUGCUGUAAAGGCCAGCUGUUUCUUCUGUACUCAUCUGUUUUCUGUCUUGUAACUAUAAAGGAAGAGAAAGCAAACAAAUACACAAGCAUAAAUAAAAUGUUUCAUCUUUGAGUUUCUAAUUGCUACAGAUAUCUCAGUUGACAAAAUAGCCGAGCUUCCACUUCUACUUUGUCAGACCAGUGCCCAUGAAGACGCUCAUGGCUGACUUUUGGCAUAACUCUUGCAAUACAUUUUUGAAUUUUGCUUUGUUGUUUGAUUCAAAAGAUCCACCAGUGUUUGUUUUCACAUCCCUUGCUAGGGGUAGCUCUCUGAUAGAUGGUGAUCAUCAGGGUUACAUACAUUUGGAAACCAUGAAAAUAACUCAGGUCAUUAUUCAGAUAAGUUUUUCUUCUUUGGUAGAAGUGAAGAAAAUCAAAUGAAUGCAUUUUUUUUUUAAGCACGAGUGAUUGUUGUAGUAGGGAGGGGGGAGCUGAACAAUGUAUUUUAAUUUUUUUCCUCUUUUCAAAAGUUCAUUUGAUAUGGGCAAAAUAUUUCUUUAGUAUUUCUUCCUCUGGAAGGAAACUAUAUAUAUUUGUAAUCUAUAGAUCAAUGGCAACAUGAAAUGUAUUUUGUCUUAUUUUCUGUCUUUACCUUUCUCAUUUAAAAAAUAAAAUAUGAAAGCCAAAUUACUUCCCUUGAUAAUUAUCCAGGGGUUUGUGGAGAAAAUAAGUAUCUGUAUAUAUUAGAACAGAAUUUGGCAACUGUUAAAAUAAAAACUCAGAAUAUAGUUUUGGUGUAUGUGAUAUUUCCACAAGGAAAGAUCCUCACCCUGUGGUUGCAUGGUAGGCCUUGCAUCAUUUCCCAGCUGUGAGAAAAUACAUUACUGUAAUAUUUCUAUACAUUUGAUGGAAACAAGAAUUAUGUUAUAAUCACUUUAAUCUUUUGGUUUUCUUUACUGAUCUGAGAAAUGGAGGAAGUUUUAAUAGCACAGGAGCUUGGCUCUGUCCUGUGCUGAGGCCAAGCUGAGUAUGGUCACUGAGCCUGUGAGAGCUCCCUGAUCCUUUAGCCCCAUGAAGCAGCUUGCUUUCAUCACAGGUGUGAGAUGAAAUGGCCAGAUGUGGAUUAUGAUAAGGGAGCUGCUUCUGGUCCCUCUGUCCCCAGCUGUUCUUCCCUUGUCAGCUCAUCCCUGGUACCCAGGAGGUACCUGCAGCUGUGGCUGGCUCUUGAGCAGCUUGCCAGGAUGGGAAGAUUUCCUGAGCAAUUUUAUGCCAUUUGGACAGCUCAGAGGAACCCAGAGCACAUGGGAGAGCGUGGCUUGCCUUUUUCACCAAAAGCUGGAGUACGGUGGUACAAUCAGAGUGAGUCUGUUGAGCCUCUGGAAAGCUGUCUGUGCUGUGUGCUUAGCAGGAGACAGCUACUGUAUGAUAAAAAUAGCCCCCAGCACUGGAGGUAGGGCAGGAAUGGGCUGGAUGUGGUGCCUUUGACGUCCAAGGUGUCCUAAGCACCGCACACAUGAGGCACUAGAUACCGGUGAUGUUUGGUAUCCGCAGGAAACUGAGAACAUCUGAUGGUUUCCACAAUGACUCAUGUGACAAGGAAUAUCAGAAGUUGGCUCACUGAGGGCAGUUCGGGACCAGGACCAUUCCUUGCCCUUAAGUGUGGUGGGAUUACCAGAAGCAGCAGGCUCUGCAGCAGUUAAAGGUAACACAUUUGUAUUGAAUCUCUGGAGCACUUGGGGUCAAGGUUAGUACAGUACAACUGUGCCUGCACUGGGCAGGGCCCAAAUUCCAGUGUGCAGCUGGGAGUCCCUUUAAAUUACAUGUAAAGCAUUUUGAUUUACUAAAGCAUCUGUUCAGUGGUUGCUUCUGUUAAUGUGUGUAUAUUACUAUAUAUAUGUAUAUUUAUAAAUAUCAGUAUGCAUGUAUAUAGAUGCACACAUACACAUGCAAACACACUUGAAAUUGUGUCAUUUGAAUGACAAAGCCCCUAGGGAUGCUCAGCUACUGAGAUUGCUGGACUGACAAAAUGCCAUUUGCCAUUUUAAUUUGUUAUUGAAGGGAACCUUUCUCAGUAGAACUGAGGAGCUUCGAAAUCUUUCCGUUGUACUGGUUUUACUAUCUCAUUUUGGAGUUAAAUGGAGGGAAAGAAAUAUUAUUUAUAAUAAUAAAAUAAAAUUAACUUUGUAAUUUAAUAGCA
This is a messenger RNA of Passer domesticus (house sparrow), 6760 nucleotides long. It is a transcript of the gene DGKI, whose product is annotated as diacylglycerol kinase iota. Gene Ontology annotation, biological process: lipid phosphorylation; intracellular signal transduction; diacylglycerol metabolic process. Gene Ontology annotation, cellular component: nucleus. Gene Ontology annotation, molecular function: ATP-dependent diacylglycerol kinase activity; protein binding. Bases 197 to 3319 code for a protein of 1040 amino acids. The transcript is spliced from 35 exons. Lineage: Eukaryota; Metazoa; Chordata; Aves; Passeriformes; Passeridae. The record is from RefSeq and is a predicted model, not a curated record.